Brienomyrus brachyistius is the source of this 2570-nucleotide messenger RNA. It is a transcript of the gene mipol1, whose product is annotated as mirror-image polydactyly 1. The coding region runs from base 99 to 1826 and encodes 575 amino acids. The record is from RefSeq and is a predicted model, not a curated record. NCBI's taxonomy places the organism in Eukaryota, Metazoa, Chordata, Actinopteri, Osteoglossiformes, Mormyridae. The transcript has 14 exons.
UGUUGCUGGGGGGACCGGAGACGCGCGGCAUUGUUUCAGAAUAACAUCAAAUGGCGAUUUACAGCCCAAAGCAGUGCAAUUCAUAACAGUAUUAAAUAAUGGACAUCAAAAGUAAGGUGAAUGACGUCCAAAAUGCCCUCAAAAGAGCCAAGCAGAAAAUGUCUAGCCUACAAAAUGAACUUUUAGAGAGGGAGGCCUUCCACGAGAGCGAGGAGGAACCGCGCUGCACGGAAAUUAAGGGAUCGCUUUUUGAUAUUUAUGGAGCUAAUCCUCAAGUCAAUGUGGAACUGAAACAAAGACUGCCUUCCCCGAUAAGAGCCCAUUGCUCAGAGACCACAGGACCACUCAGGACCCCCACACCGAAAGCCAGCUUGGGCGCCCUCUCCUCCACAGCCUCAGCAGAUCCAGGCAGAGGGUCAAAGGUUCCUGAGCUGCUGCCCAGGUCCAAGAAAGAACCAGAAGCGGUACCUUUCUCUCAGCCAGACCCUGGUGCAGGAGAUCCAGCUGGGAUGAUGGAGGAAGACCAACAACGUGACCAAAUUUUCUUGUCGGAGGGGUGUUCGCCGUCAGGAGUCGAAAUCCAGGACAGGAGCAGGGAUGAGCUGGAAGCAGUGCCAGCAUACAGAUGUCAUUUCACUUCCACGGAGCACGGCGAUCUCGCAGCAGUAAGUGGUGUACAGGAGGCGCAGUGUAAUGCCAAGGCAAGCAGUGCUUUUAACUCCGCAAAGCAGCUUUCGCUCCUGGACGAGGAGAGAAACAUUGCCUUCCUGCUAAAAGAGCUGGACACUCUCAGGGAUCUCAAUAAGCAGCUCCGGGACGAGUUGGCCGUGAAGGAGAGGGCGCUGGAGAGCAGGAUGCUGGAUGCCGAGCUGAGGGAAAGCCAACUGGAAGCCCAGGCCUGCGAGAAAGCUGGAGCUCUGGUGGAGGAAAUCUACAAGGCGCAGAGGGAGCGAGACCAAGCCUUGAUGGCCAGGCUGCGGCUGGCCAACGAGGAGAGGGACGAGGCUCUGCUCCGAGCCAAGAGGCUGCAACAGGCAGCCGCGGGCCUGGAGAACAUCAACCCAGAGGAAAGCGAUAUGGUGAGCCUUUUACCUUUCGAGAUGCCUGGCCCCUCUCCACCACCUGCUUCAGCCAGCUGUCUAAGCCUGGCGUGGUUUGUGGAAAAAAGCAAUGAUCUGGAGGAGCUGCUCAAUCGGAUCAAUAGUGCCGAUUCUGCCCAGGGCAUCGAGCGCACUGGGGCAGUCAUAGUGGACAGGCUGAGGAAGAUACGAGACCGCAAGAGGAGGAUCACGGCUGAGGAGAUGAACGCGGUCAUUGAGGAGCGAGAUGCUGCCCUGGCCAGGUGCCAGCGGCUGGAGCGGGAUCUUCAUCAAGUGCGAGAGCAGAGCCGGGCUUCGGCAAACAGCGCCAGACACCUGACUGCCGAAAACAAUCAGGAGCGUGCCUGGAAGGAGGCACUGGAUGUGGUCCGGAUGGAGCGAGAUCGGGCUGUCGAGCAGAUCCGGCAACUGGAGCAGGAGAUGCAGACCCUGCGUGCCUCUUGCAGCUUGCUGCACCCCCCGUGUCGGGAGGCCCCCGCAAACAAGCCUCCUGAGCCUGCUCUGAGCUGCUCUUCCCCCCAGCCCCCCACAUCUCUGGCCCCGCAGAACACACAGCUUCUGGAGCAGCUUCGACUCCUGGCCGUCGAGCUGCGCAGUUCACAGGCCCAGCUUCGGCGGAGCCAGGAGGUUGAGUGUGAGGCCAAGGAAAGAGUGCAGAAGCUGGAGCGGCUCGUAGAGGUGCUGAGGAAGAAGGUGGGCAGCGGCAGCCUCAGGACGGUGAUCUGAGGAGGGGCAUGGGGGGGGCGGGGGGUCGCCUGAGGAGUGAUGCGCCUGGCCACAUCUGGCGACCAGGCCGCUGCGUUUAACACUGUGCAAACACCCCAGCCUUAACUCUGCAAACAGUUGUUAGAAGUGCUGCACUCAGCCCACAUUCCAAGCCCAGAUCAAACUGAAUCAUAAAUGUUUAACCAACUGGGCUGCUGUGCUUGUAUCACUGCCAUAUUUUUUCUUCCCAAAUCACUUAUUUUGUUUGAUUGCCCCCAAUAUUCUUUAUAUUGUGGCUGUUUGUGUUUAUAUGGGCAGAGUAACUCUCUUUGUGAGGAAAUCUGUUCUUUGUUCUUGUAUUUUUCUUAAAAAGUUAAUUUCCAAUGAUUUCACAGAAUAUCAUUACCACCACCACCCCCCCCCAUCAAAUGGGGAAAAUAUGGGCUGUGGCUGCUCUGAAUGCACAUCGGUUUAUUGGCUUGUUUUAUAAAAAUCCAGCAACUGCUAAUAGCAUGUGUGCCUGUUUAUGUAUCUGUAUGUAUAUAUGCAUACAUAUAAUAUUAUUUUUAAGAAACUUUGUUGCUAGUGUGCACUGCCAAUUAUGUGCAUGCUGUUGAGCUGUUUAAAUUAUUACAUUUCUCAAAAUCAUUUCACUGAAACAUAAAAAAAUUAUAAAGCAUGUUAAUGCUUAUUAGCUGUUUAGCUGUGAAAUAUUUGUGUAUUUUACUGAAAUAUAAUAAACAACUUUUAUAGACGUGCAGUGUA